This is a messenger RNA of Wasmannia auropunctata (little fire ant), 294 nucleotides long. Its product is annotated as ATP-binding cassette sub-family A member 6-like. The transcript has 3 exons. The annotation marks the transcript as partial. The record is from RefSeq and is a predicted model, not a curated record. Gene Ontology annotation, molecular function: ATP binding; ATP hydrolysis activity. Lineage: Eukaryota; Metazoa; Arthropoda; Insecta; Hymenoptera; Formicidae.
AAAGUCCAUGCCCUGAAAGGAAUAUCCGUAGACUUUUAUAAAGGACAAAAUACUGCUCUGCUUGGACACAAUGGAGCAGGCAAAACUACGCUUAUGUCUAUAUUGACAGGUGUGACAAGUGUAACAGAAGGAAAAGUAUUUAUAAAUGGCAAAAAUAUAGAAAAGCACUUGAGCAGUAUUAGAAACGAAUUACGACUGUGUCCUCAAGAAAAUAUGGUUUUUCCAGAUUUGAAUGUAUUUGAACAAAUAGAGUUAUUUGGCUUGUUGAAAGCUGAAAAUAAAACUAGAUACAAA